AAAGCCAAGUUGCCCAGGAAAACGGCAGAUGUCGGGAAGCAGAUCCUCUUCUGGAGGGAGCAGGAGGCAAAGCGCCGUGAAUCUGCCCGCUACGUCAAGGCCCACCACGUUGGCGUCCUGAAGGGUAAAAUGGAGGAGCUCAGCGAACGGAGACGACUUCACCGGGAGGUUCAGAAGAGAGUGGGCGAGGAAAUCCAGGCCUACCAGGCAGGGGAAGAAGAGAGGAAAGAGAGGCUUCGGGAUCUUCUAGAAGCGGAAGAGAAGGGCUUCAUUGCUGAAAUGGAAUCACAGGAAGAAACCAUAGAGAGUCGUCAGAAUAGCAUGAGAAUGAAAGCAAAAGAGCUGAGGGAGAGGAGGGAAGAGGCUCGGCGGAAGCUGGUGGCGGAAAAACGGGAGCAGCAGUUCCGAGAAACUUGUGAGGAGAUCCGGUCGCUAUUAAGCCAGCAGCACAUGAAGGAGGUGUGUGAAGACCGGCUGGCCCAGGUGGCCCUGAACGAGGAGCUGAAGAAGCAGAAAGAGAUGGAGGAGGCCAUGUACGCAGCUCUCUGGGAAGAGGACAGGUUAGCCAAGGAGAAACGAGCUGCUGAGGAAGCCAAGAAAAGAUCAGGUUGGGACGAGGACAUGAUUAACAUGCUCAAUGCCCAGAGAGCUAUAGCGGAAGCUCAGAAGGAGGAGGCGAAGCGGCUGAAGGAAGAAGAGGCGAAGCUGAUGGAAGAAGAACGGCAGUUGAUGAAACUAGAGAACGAACAGGCCGAGAUAGAAAGACAGCGGAAAUUGAGAGAAUGCAGAGACAUGUUGCUGGAUUCCAUGAGGGAGAAAGCAAGGCGUCUCAAUGAAGCAAAGCAAGAUGAGCUCGCUUUAGAAAUGAAGAUCUUGGAUCAUGUCCUGCAAGAAUCCCUGGAGGACACUGAAGGUCAGAAAGAAAGGAAGAGGAAACUCUUAAAAGAGCAGCAGGUAUAUCAGGCCUACCUGGCUCAGCAGAGAGAAGAGGAAAAACAACAGGAAAAGGAGCUGGAAAAGUUGCGGGCUGAGGACACCGCAAAAAUGUGGGCCAAGAGGGCUGAGAAGGAAAGGGCCAUGAGACAAGCCAGAGAUCGGUUACUCAAAGAGGUCAUGGACACAAGGAAGCUUCAGAUUGAGGAGAAAUUGCAGAGAAAUGCCAAGGACCAAGAAGACCUUCUUCGAGACAGGGAAUUAUUGAGUGCAGCCCUUCAGGAGUACCACCACCUAGAACAUGAGACCUACACAAGGCGUUUGCAGCAAGCAAAACAAUAUCGGGAAGAACUCCACGCUCAGAUGGAUCACCUCAAGGAAGUCCGUGAGAUGGAGAAGGAAGAGCAGCGCCGUGAAUACGCCCUGGCACAGGAAGAAGAAAAACUUUAUCAGCAAAAGUUGGCAGAUAUCCUUUCCAGACCAUACAUGAAGUUGAAAUCUCUUCAUCCUUUAAGGAGGCAACUAGUCUGUAGCGAUAAGUGUUAAUAUCAGUUCCCUUCUCGGAUAUGUAAAUUCUGUCUGGGCCCAGAGAUGGGACGGAAGGUGGAAGUCUGGUUUGAAGGAACAUCUUUAUUACUCUUUUCAGUUGUUGUUGUUUUUUUGUCCAGGCAAAAGCUUCUCUCCACACCAUUUUUUUCCUUUAAAAAGUACUGUUAAAAUAGUUAGAUCUUAAAUAGUCUUUCAACACUUAAACGUUUUAGAAAUAAAUAUUCUUGAACACCUAGAAGGAGAGCUGCUCUAAAUCAUUUAUAUAAGAAUGUUGUUUAUCUUGUUUUGUUUUUUAGUCCAAAUUCAUAAUUUCUAAAUUAUCCAUUCUGAUCUAUUGUUAAUAAUUGGUUAACUCAUGAACUGGGUUUCCACCACUCACCAUGUCAUAAUGUGUGUUUUGGAGAAUCUGGCUUAGCAUACUGUGAGAAUCCAACCAUUUGCACCAUCAGAUUUAGAGCAAAAUGUGUCAUAUGAACUUACCCACUCUGAUUUGGAAACCAUGAUUUCUGGCUUAGUGCGUUGUGCAGACUCAGCCCAUUGUGCUUCUUCAAUAAAGAAUGGUUAAACAAGUCA
Molecule: messenger RNA, 2055 nt
Organism: Python bivittatus (Burmese python)
Lineage: Eukaryota; Metazoa; Chordata; Lepidosauria; Squamata; Pythonidae
Source: RefSeq, a predicted model, not a curated record